AUGCCGGUCAAAUCACGAUGGGCCGCCGAUAUUCCUCGGUGCUCCCUGCAACAAUGGAUCUUUGACUCGCCUUGCGGUCCUCUUCCAGACCGUCGUGCAUAUAUCGAUCCUGAGCAACCUGAUACGAACUACCUCGACCUCAGCGGCUACCGACUCUUGGCCAAGCGCGUCGCCUUGGGCUUACAACAAGCUGGUCUGAAAGAGGGCGACAGAGUGCUCCUCUUCUCUGGCAACAACAUCUUCUUCCCUUCUAUCUUCCUUGGCAUCUUGAUGGCCGGAGGCAUCUUCACAGGUGCCAAUCCCAGUUUUGUGACCCGAGAGCUGGCAUAUCAGCUUCGCGACAGUGAAGCCGUCUUCCUCGUCGCGGCACAGGGCUCUCUUAAGACAGCUUUUCAGGCAGCUAAAGAGGCUGGCCUGCCGAGGGAUCACAUUUUCGUUCUCGGCGGAGAUACCCCUGCAGCACAGGAAGUAGCGCUAUCUUCCAAUCCUGGACCAGGGCUGAAGGGCCGGGUUGCGGGAGCUAAGCACUGGACGGAACUCCUUCAGGGAAAUGCCAAAGAAGCCGAGAGCUGGAGCUGGAAAGAGCCAAAGGAUCCGCAGACCACGACAUGCUGUCUCAACUACAGCAGCGGGACCACUGGAGUUCCCAAGGGCGUUGAGAUCAGUCAUUAUUGCUAUGUCGCAAACGGAGUUCAGGUUAUUCACCUCAACAACCUCAACCCCGACUGGGAGGAAAGGCAAAAGCGAGCCCGUGCCCUCUGCUUCCUGCCGCUUUACCAUGCCUAUGGCCAGACAUACUUUGUCGCGAACAUGCCGCGGGCCGGCAUCCCCAUCUACAUCAUGCCGAGCUUCGAUUUCGUUAAGAUGCUCGAGUAUGUUCAGCGCUAUCGGAUUACCUCACUAACCUGCGUGCCACCAAUUGUGGUCGCGUUGGCCAAGUCUCCUCUUACCAAAAAAUAUGAUCUUUCAAGUGUCGAGGGAUUGGGUUCCGGAGCCGCUCCGUUGGCAAAAGAGGUCUCCGACGAAGCGGAGAAGCUGUUCAAUGGGAAAUUUCGUCUUCGCCAGGGCUGGGGCAUGACGGAAACGACAUGUACUUGCAUGUCAUGGGAUCCUCUCAACAAGGAGCCCAGCUCAGGCGUGGGCGAGAUGAUGCCCAACUGCUCUGGAAAGCUGAUGUCACUAGACGGAAAAGUCGAGAUCACCAAGGCAGGGGAAAGAGGCGAGUUCUGGGUUGCAGGCCCUAAUUUGAUGCGCGGUUAUUGGCGAAAGCCUGAAGCGACAGCGGAAACCGUUGUCGUCGACGCAGAUGGCACUCGCUGGCUCAAGACGGGCGAUAUUGCCUACUUCGAUGCGUACAAGCCUGGAGGAAUCAUUCACAUCGUCGACAGGUUGAAGGAGUUGAUCAAGGUGAAGGGUAACCAGGUGGCGCCUGCUGAACUUGAAGGGCUGUUGCUCGAGCAUCCUGAAGUAGCCGAUGCAGCGGUGAUCGGUGUGACAAUCAACGGCGAGGAAGUUCCUCGAGCCUACAUCGUUCGCCAGAAUCCCAAGUCAAAGAUCACUGGACAGGAGAUUGCCAACUGGAUGGCCGGCAAGGUGACUCGGUACAAACAGCUAAAGGGCGGCGUCGUUUUUACGGACAAUAUUCCGAAGAAUCCGGUAAGUUCUGAUUAUAUCUUUUUUUUGAUGUUGCACGUACCUAGGCGCUAA
Molecule: messenger RNA, 1707 nt
Organism: Neurospora tetrasperma FGSC 2508
Lineage: Eukaryota; Fungi; Ascomycota; Sordariomycetes; Sordariales; Sordariaceae
Exons: 1
Coding region: 1-1707 (568 amino acids)
Biological process (GO): secondary metabolic process
Molecular function (GO): CoA-ligase activity
Source: RefSeq, a predicted model, not a curated record